AUGACCUUAUCUGAUACUCAAGCGAAAAACUCCGCACCUGUGAUGGCUGCAAAGACAAAGCUUUCGGGAAGAGCUCUGUUCGAGGAUAUAGGAAAACCAACCAAGAUCGUUGCACCUAUGGUAGAUCAAUCCGAACUUGCCUGGAGGAUUUUAUCAAGGCGGUAUGGGGCUACUCUGGCGUAUACACCAAUGUUUCAUGCUAAAAAUUUUGCCACUUCGGAGAAGUACAGGAAGGACAUGUGGUGCGAACAGGACGGAUGCAGCAACGUAGAUCGCCCGUUGGUAGUACAAUUCUGCGCGAAUGACCCCGAGUAUCUCUUAGAGGCAGCAAAACUUGUACAAGACAAGUGUGACGCUGUGGACCUCAACCUCGGGUGUCCUCAAGGCAUAGCGAAAAAGGGCCGUUACGGGUCUUUUCUCAUGGAAGAUUGGGAACUCAUUCAUAAACUCAUCAGAACACUGCACGAUAAUCUAGAUGUGCCGGUCACAGCCAAGAUUCGGGUCUUUCCAGAGCGUGAGAAGACCUUGGACUAUGCCAAGAUGGUCCUGGAUGCGGGAGCUCAGUUCUUGACGAUUCAUGGCCGUCUGCGAGAACAAAAGGGCCAGCAGACUGGAUUAGCAGACUGGGAUAUCAUUCAGUAUUUACGGCGGGAAUUGCCUCAGGACACCGUUUUUUUCGCAAACGGAAAUAUUUUGUAUCCCGAAGAUAUCUCUAGAUGCAUGAACAAAAUACACUGUGACGGAGUAAUGAGUGCUGAGGGGAACCUUUACAAUCCAGGGGUGUUCAACACGGAAAGCAUCAAUGAUAUAGAGAAAACGUUUCCCCGUGUUGACAAAUUGCUUAGAGAGUAUUUUGAAAUUGUUGAAAGCUGCAAAGGUUCCAACGCCUCACGUAUUGCAAUGAAAUCGCAUUUCUUCAAGAUCUUACGUCCUUUCCUGCCCCAUCACACCGACAUUCGCACCAACCUCGCGUCCAUGAACGCAAAGACCUCCUUUGAGGAAUGGGAUGAAAAAGUAGUCAAGCGCGUGGAGCAGGUUGUGCAGGAUAUCUACAAACAAGAGGAUAUAUGUGCUAAGGACGUGAUCACUACAGGCGAGGUUGAGCUUUGGGGUGGUUCUUACAAACAAGUACCAUAUUGGCGGUGUCAGCCUUAUUUCAGGCCCGUCAACGGUGUAACCGGAGACAAGCGAGUUGUGCAAAGCCUCAAGAGGGCCAACGAGUUCGAAAAAAGUGACUCGGAGGAAACGAAGAAGAGCAAACCUGAAGGCGAAACGUCUUCUGCCAGCUAA
Lachancea lanzarotensis is the source of this 1290-nucleotide messenger RNA. RefSeq names its product LALA0S08e05622g1_1 (gene DUS1). NCBI's taxonomy places the organism in Eukaryota, Fungi, Ascomycota, Saccharomycetes, Saccharomycetales, Saccharomycetaceae. Gene Ontology annotation, molecular function: flavin adenine dinucleotide binding; tRNA dihydrouridine synthase activity. The transcript has a single exon. The coding region runs from base 1 to 1290 and encodes 429 amino acids. Gene Ontology annotation, biological process: tRNA processing. The record is from RefSeq and is a predicted model, not a curated record.